CCGUCUUCAACUUAAAAUUAUAAAUAUCUUCGGCUACCGCACAGCGUCUCACUUCCGAACGAAGACCAAACAUCACCAACACCCAAUUUCAAAAAGAAAAGAAAAAGAAACGAAACGAAACGAAAAUAAAAAUGCCUCGAGAAGGAAGCGGACGAGCCCACAACGCUCAAGAUCUCUCUCCCGAGACUGAUCACAACAUUAUCCACGGCACUGGCAACGAGCCAAAGACCUCUCACGUCGCGCGAGCGGACAAGACGGCAGAACUUCCCGAACAUGAGCAUGGUGCGGGUUUGAAAGAAACGAAUGCUAGCGGCGGCCAGAGCCAAGGCCUGCCACGGGCCUCUAAGGAUGGAUAGGUUGAAUGUGGAAAAUCGAUCAAAAAGACACCGGGGUGACAUUAUUUAGGGUCAGGUAAUUGGGAAAAUAGAGACUAAUUACAUCAAAAGCGUGUUCUUGCUAGCACCGUCAGGUAGCUUGGAUCUCAGUAUUAACCCUGGGUAUACUCGCCCAUCCACACCGUUGUUCCAGUCCGGCUGGUAGGGUAGCUGGUUA
Molecule: messenger RNA, 552 nt
Organism: Annulohypoxylon truncatum
Lineage: Eukaryota; Fungi; Ascomycota; Sordariomycetes; Xylariales; Hypoxylaceae
Exons: 2
Coding region: 132-356 (74 amino acids)
Source: RefSeq, a predicted model, not a curated record